AUCGACUCCACCGCGUUGGUCACACUGCCAGAGUUCGUGCUGAUUUAUUUAUAAAUUAAUUUCUCUCUAUCUCGUAUUCUCGCUUUGUUUCGUCGCCGCGACGUGUUGUUUUGUGAAAAUUUGCAUCGCAUUUUCGAGCGCGUGCACAAGUGUUAGUCGGUGUGUUGACGUGCGAGGAAAAGCGACGCUCCAAUUUGCGAGAGAGAUCGGGGAAAACAACACACACAACAUUGUCGUCAUCCCAACGCAACAAGCCAUUAAAAAAUCAUAACCUUGGGCGUGUAUUAGUCGAGUGAUCCGCACUCCGCCGAUUUCCCCGCCCAUUCCAACCCCCGAUUUCGAUUGGGAUUACUUCGAUUUUGGGGCCUGUUUCGCAGCCGUUUCUGUUUCCGAGCAAACAUCUGGCGAGAUAAGGGCCUAUAUACAGGCCGCCCCCUCUUACCGUCCCCCUCCGCCCGCUCUGCCCCAUCGAAAGCCCAAAAACAACUUGGUUGCAAAAACGGCGCUGAACUUAUAGUUUCGCCUUUGAAGACAACAGACGCCCGCGCAUCCAAACGCUUGUUAUUUUUUCGCGAGAUGAUUCAUGUGGGCGAGAGUACGUGGAACCUGCGGAUCCUCAUCACGGAUUUGCAGGUGGAGAAGACCCUUCGCGUGAAGGGUGACCAGCACAUAGGAGGCGUGAUGCUGCAGCUGGUCGAUCCGGAGAUGCCAAAGGAUUGGUCCGACCACGCGCUGUGGUGGCCCGCCAAGAAUGUGUGGCUCACCAGGACGAGGUCCACUCUGGACCAGGCCGGAGUCCAGUCCGAUUCGUUUCUUCACUUCACUCCCAUGCACAAAACACUGAGGGUCCAGAUGCCCGACCUGCGCUACCUGGACUAUCGCGUCAACUUCUCGGCCAAAACCUUCGGGGCCGUUGUCAGCCUCUGCAAGGAUCUGGACAUACGCUACCCGGAGGAACUAUCCUUCUGCAAACCCCUGGAGCCGGAGCAUCUCAAGAAGAACUUCUCCAAGCUGCCGCAGCGCAAGAUUCCCGUGGCGGAGGCGAAUGGCAUCGCCUACUUGCAGCCGGCGGCGGACACCAACUCCUUUGUGCCGAUCACAGGAGCCUACAACGGCAGCAACGGCAGUCUCGAUCGCUCGCACAAUGGCAAUCUGCUGUGCGCCCCGGUCUCUCCGUAUGCCACCACUCCCCGGCGGGCAGCCACAGCUCCGGGCACGCCCAUCAGUUCGCCCACGGGCACGUGGAAGCACAACUCCACCGGAUAUGCCAGCUACGACUCCAAUUCUAGUUUCGGGGACCUGCAGGAGAACCUGGCCAUGUCUCCUCGUUCACCCAGUCCGGAUGUGAGGGCUCGCCUAGUGCGGCCCAAGUCGCUGGUGGAGAAAGCCCGUCUCAAUGUGGGCUGGCUGGACUCAUCGCUGUCCAUCAUGGAGCAGGGAGUCAGGGAGUACGACACCCUCUGCUUGCGCUUCAAGUACUACACGUUCUUCGACCUGAAUCCCAAGUACGAUCAGGUGCGGAUCAACCAGCUGUACGAGCAGGCCAAGUGGAGCAUUCUCAACGAGGAACUGGACGCCACCGAGGAGGAGACCCUCAUGUUUGCCGCACUGCAGUUCCAGGUGAAUCACCAGACCGAUCUGCAUCCACCGGGCAUCGAUUCGGGUAUCGAUUCUUCGAGUCAGGAGACUGGCGGCGAGGACGACAUCGACUCCGCACUCAACGAGCUGCAGAUCACGCUCGAGGGUCCGGGCGGUGGGAAGGAUCAGGGCAACAUCACCAGGAUACCGGAGCUGGCGGACUAUCUGAAAUUCCUCAAGCCGCAGCGGUUCACGUUGAAGGGAUACAAGCGCUACUUCUUCACCUACAGGGAUCUGCAUCUGCACCUGUACAAAUCCCAGGAGGAGUCGAGGCGAGGAGCGCCCAGCAUCAGCAUCAACCUGCGGGGAUGCGAGGUGACGCCAGAUGUUAACCUGUCCCAAGGAAAGUUCGCCAUCCGAUUGGAAGUGCCGCCAGAGGGAAGGAGUGGUCCGAACAGCGAAGUCUGGGUGCGAUGCGACAACGAGGAGCAGUACGCCAAGUGGAUGGCCGCCUGCCGAUUGGCGGCAAAGGGACGCUCCCUGGCCGACAGCUCCUACGACAGCGAAGUGAGCAGCAUUCGGUCGCUGCUCCAGAUGCAGAAACCCGCACAGGGAGCUCCGCUCGCCGUUAAUCCCAGGAGCGUCGAGCCCAUGGACUACCUUUCCCCCAAGAUGAUGCGCAAGCUAUCCAGCAAGGCGGUCCAGCGGAUCCUGGAGGCGCACGCCAACGUUCGCCAGCUGCCCCUGAUGGAGGCCAAGAUGAAGUAUAUCCAGGCCUGGCAGUCCCUGCCCGAUUUCGGUGUGACUCUCUUCGUCAUCAAGUUCGACGGCCACAAGAAGGAGGAGCUGCUGGGCGUGGCCAACAACCGCAUCAUGCGCAUGGACCUCAGCUCCGGCGAUCACAUCAAGACCUGGCGCUACAACACAAUGAAGGCCUGGAACGUGAACUGGGGCAUCAAGUGCAUGAUGAUCCAGCUGCAGGACGAGAACAUCGUCUUCUCCGUUCAGUCGGCGGACUGCAAGGUGGUGCACGAGUUCAUCGGCGGCUACAUCUUCAUGUCCAUGCGGUCCAAGGAGAACAACCAGACGCUGAACGAUGAGAUGUUCCACAAACUGACGGGCGGAUGGUCGUAAACGGAUUACCGGAAUCCGGAAUCUAAGGGUGUGGAGAGGAGUCUUACGAGUGCCAAGCACAAACCUCGUCGCAUGUUCUACAGUUUUAUCUACAUAUAUUUACCUAAAGUGGGGUGCGUUGAUUUAUGGGUUUAAAUGUAAUCUGCGGAUUGUGUUAAGUAAAUUUGUCUUAACAAUAGUUAAAAAUUCGUCUUCAAUGUCAAAUCAUUACCAAGGCCAUUUGUGUGUUAUGGUUUUAACAAAUCUAAAAAUAAGCUAAAUUUUUAUCAGCCUUUUAGGCUGUUUGAUUACUUUGCAGCAUUUAUAUACAAAAUAAUUUAUUUUAUGAAGAGCAGAAGAGCUUUUUAAUGUAUUAGGAAAACUUGGCAUAGAUCCAAGUACAAGAAUUUGUCUUGUAAAAAUUGUUAUUUAAAACUAGGGCAAUGCUUGACUUAAUUUUGAAAUCAUGUUGUCCAAAGAUUAUCUCCAUUUUUAUCAACCCAGUUAGUCGACGCACCCUAAUCGAAAGCGUUGUGUGUGUAUAAGUGUUAAUGAGAGUGGAAUUCUAGACUAAUAACAAUCACAAUCACCACGCUGAUAACGAUGUUGUGCCUUCGCCAGAGCAAUCUUAACCCAAAACAAGUCCAAGUCAAUGUCCUGUGUUCUCUGUGUUGUCUGUUUUCUAACACAGCGUUAAAGUUUACACUACUUAAGUCCAUUUUUUUACCACUCUUGUGCGGACUUGCGCGACUAACCCGCAGUUUUAUAUAUUGUAUAUUUAUUAAACAAAUUAAUAAGCAGAAUAAAUUAUUUUAUAUGUUUUUAAUGAUCGUAAA
Drosophila ficusphila is the source of this 3527-nucleotide messenger RNA. It is a transcript of the gene Fit1, whose product is annotated as unc-112-related protein. NCBI's taxonomy places the organism in Eukaryota, Metazoa, Arthropoda, Insecta, Diptera, Drosophilidae. The transcript has 2 exons. The coding region runs from base 577 to 2712 and encodes 711 amino acids. Gene Ontology annotation, molecular function: integrin binding. The record is from RefSeq and is a predicted model, not a curated record. Gene Ontology annotation, cellular component: cell-substrate junction. Gene Ontology annotation, biological process: integrin-mediated signaling pathway; cell-matrix adhesion.